UUGUCAUCCUGCUUCUAUACUUCCGGUGUUGCUUGUGAUCUUUUCAUCUGACUUGUCACUAUUAAUAGUAGGAAAAAAAAGAAGAAGAAAAUUCAGGUUACGAAAAUGAAUUUGGGGAAGUCAGAGAACUAAUCAUGAAUCAUCAUAAUAUCUCCACAAAACAAAAUUAACUAUACCACAAUAAGAAUAUAUGCCUGCCGUUCUUUUUAUCAGGUAUGGGACUACGGACGUCUCGUGUACCUGACUUUCUAGUUUCUUGGGCUAACAAUGGCAUCAAACCUUGGACACAGGCUCCAUAGUCUUUGCUGGCAAGUGCAUCAACCUUCAUCUCCACUAGUUUUUAUCUCUCGUAGUAUGAAAAACUGGAAGAAAAAAAUUCUAAUGCGUGAGGACUUGAAGGAGAAAGUUAUAGAAUAUGCAGGAAAACAUCAGCACCAAGAGGAGAGAAUUUAUUCUUGGGGAUGUGCAGCUACUGGUGCCCUUGGUAUUGCAAGUUACCUAAAACCAGGCAAGGGGCAAAAUCCAAUAUAUCAGCAGCCAAGACCUGCCCUUGUCAAGUUCUUCUAUAAGAGUGACAUAAAACCAUAUCUGGUAUCAUGUGGCUAUGGUUUUACUUUGUAUGCGGUCAAGUCAGCAAAAGGACUUCAGCUUCUGGGAACUGGCAUCAACACAAAUUCACAGCUAGGGAGUCAUGAAGUUCCAAGGAAUUCAGGUCGCUAUCUGGAUUAUAUCAUCCAGCCUCUUUCAGUUGAUCUCCCUUUGAACAAACCACUGUCUACCAGGGCACGACACAUUGGUUGUGGCCGUGCCCAUACAGUCAUUAUAAUGGAAGACGCUGGAGUCUUUAGUCUUGGAAAUAACUCCUAUGGACAAUGCUGCAGGCCAGUCGUUGAUGGAGAAGAUUACAGGCGAAAUCCUCUAGUCAAUCACAUAGAGAAUAUACCUGAGGAAGUGGCACAGGUGUGGUGUGGCCAAGAUCACACAAUCUUUAUCUCCAAAUCUGGAAAACUCUACAGCUGUGGUCUGGGAGCUGACGGACAAACAGGACUUGGCCAUUAUAACUCAGUAAGCACACCAACUUUGGUCAAAGGAGAUAUAGAAGGAGAAAAAAUUGUUUCUGUACAUGGUAAAGGAGAUUGUGUGCUGGCGGUCUCAGACAAGGGACAACUGUUUGGGUGGGGAAACUCUGAAUACAACCAGCUUGCCAUGGUAACAAACGAAAAUCAAAUCAACAUUCCACGUCAUCUGCCUGUGAAUGGCUGUGGUCACAUCAUCAAAGCUGUGGCUGGUGGUUCUAUCUGUGCAGUGUUAAAUGACAAAGGACAAGUGUUUGUCUGGGGGUAUGGCAUCCUUGGAAAGGGACCUGCCUUAAGUUCAUCCUCCACACCAACACAGAUUCCAGAGACACUGUUUGGUCGCAGUGAAAUCCAUCCGAACAUCAAAGUUACAGAGAUUGACUGUGGCUUAGACCAUUUUGUAGCUUGCACAGAUCAAGGUUAUUUGUAUAGCUGGGGUCACAGUCGACAAGGGUGUCUUGGUUUGGGUGCUGAUAAUGAUCAGUAUUUUCCCUUUCAGGUAUCAUUACCUGCUGAAGUACGCAUGGUGGCAUGUGGGGUGGAUCACACUGUGGCCCUUUGCAAACCUUUCUGCUGACAACUAGCUGCUGCACAAUCUAGAAGUGUUUGAAAUCAGCUUUAUGAAAGGGGAAGCAGAGCCAGGAAAAGUGUGUCUCAAACACCUUAUCCCUCAGUGACCUAAAACUUAAGAGAUGACUUUGUGUAUCGAAAAGAUUUGAGCUACUCAGCAUAAAUGGAAUGCAGAGGGGAGAACACUAUUUAAGAAAACAAGCUAUUGUGUCAAUCCACCAAACAAUAUACAUUAGUACCCACUUAUGGUAGUUCACCCAACUUCGUAUAUCCUGUGUUUGACCAGUGUUCGCACACCGAGCAGCUUUGAAAGGAAUUAGAAGACUGGAAGAGGGGCAGAUCACAUGUCCUUUGUUAAAGAUGUUGACCUUGGAGACAGUUUUGUUACCUCUAAAUACUUCACAUCCCACGACAUUACCCAUACAGAAAUCAUAAAUUUGAGUCUUCCUACUGUGUGGAGCUGUCAAAACUUUUACCUUUAUAGCUGAAUUGUGUGUGCAUGUUCAUUAUGUGUGUGAAAGUGGAGGGGGUGUGGCUCUUCAAGCAUCCAACUUUUUUUCUUUUUAAACAGCCCUUUCAUUAAAAUUCUUAAUGGGCACAAGAUCAUUGCUCCUACAGGCCAGCAAAUAAAAACUGUUCCCAAAGGAAUAUUAAAGACAGUACAUGCCCAUCAAUAAAACCAUUUGAAGAUGAUGUGCAGUACUCAACAAUAUUGUAAAUGCAAAGAAAUCUUUCAUAUGAAUCUUUGUAAGUAUGGUUGUAUAAAAUAAAAGUGAGAGAUAAUUGUC
Pomacea canaliculata is the source of this 2434-nucleotide messenger RNA. Its product is annotated as RCC1-like G exchanging factor-like protein. The record is from RefSeq and is a predicted model, not a curated record. Bases 268 to 1653 code for a protein of 461 amino acids. The transcript is spliced from 13 exons. Lineage: Eukaryota; Metazoa; Mollusca; Gastropoda; Architaenioglossa; Ampullariidae.